AUGGAGUCAGACUCCCGUUCCGCGGGCCCCGACGACCAGGGCCUUCGCCGAGCUAUUGCCACCCCCCUCUCCCCUCUUCCCAAUCUCCUCAAUCCUCCCUGCUUUACGCUUGGCUACAUAGACCCAAGUCUUGCUGUCUUCCCGGAACGUCGAGCCAGCGCUGAGAAGAAGAUCGACUUGAUUGAAGAGAGGCUCUCAAAUAUUGAAGAAUUGUUGCGGAGUCUAACCAACAAUCCUGGGAGCGGCUCCUCGUGGGAUGCGCCCACGGCCAGGCACAUCACCCCAUCAGCUUCGACCAUUGGAGAUGCCCUUACACAAGACGGCGCAGGUUCGGAUUCUGCCUUUGAGGGCGACCUGUCACUGACCGCCCAUACCAUGUUCGCCAGCGAGUUCAUCGAAAAUGCCGUUCAGAGAACCUCGCUGCAAGACGUACCACCCAAUAUGCACGCCGCACUUUCUUCCCUUCGCCAGAUAGUCUCCAUGCAGAACAAGGUCUCUUCAAGUCGGGAGUUUCGUUUCCGUACGCAGCAACCCCUCCCACCUGGAGGCCUGCCGGAUCUGCCUAUGCCACCAAUGAACGCCGUUGUCGCACUGCUUAAACACAUGAAAAUGUCUCCGCCUGGCAUCUUCUCGCUCGCAUGUUCCUUCUUGGAUGUGGAUGAUUUGGCCGAACUGUGCCGGAGAGUUUACUUCUGUACGGACACCUUCGCCGACACCACUUUCAUCAUCGUCAAUGGUGCCCUUUUCUACCUCUUCAUGGAGCAGGCUUAUCUAGCUUCAGAUGCCACCGCAAGGGAAGAAUUUGAACGCUACCAACAUAUGUGCCAGAAUAAUCUGGAGAUAGCAUUGGCAUGUCUGCCUCUCAUGUUGCCCGCCAAGGUUGAGAGCAUCGAAGCACUGCUCGUCGCGGCCGUGUAUGCGGUCGACGUGUCGAAGGCCUCUCUCGCAUGGCUCUUCACGUCCACUGCGGCAAGCCUGUGCCAAACACUGGGCUAUCAUCGCGCCUCGCAAAAUAGAAGCGAGAGCGCCGGGCCCAGGGAUAUCAAGACUCUGUUGUUUUGGCACGUGUACAUGCUAGACAAGACUUUGUCACUGAGGACUGGCAGAGCUUCCGUUAUUCAAGACUGGGAUAUCACCUUGUCCAGGAGAGUUGAUAACACAAUGGUUGCCGACCCAUGGGGGCUGAUCAUCACGACAUGGAUCAAACAAGCCGAAAUUCAGCAUCGUGUUUACGAGCAACUAUACAGCCCCUUGGCUUUAGGCCAAUCCCAAGAGGAGCGCCUCGAAACAGUACGGCGUCUUGAAGGCGAGCAAAAGGCCAUCAUGGCGGCCGCCUCACAUGUUAGGGAGCAGGCGCUGUUCGGCCUGAAAGCGCUCAACGCUUCUUCGCUUCUGGAUAUUCACCUCCGCGGUGACGAGCUAACAUUUCAGUCCACCUUGACUUUGAUAUACCGAGCACUGCCAGCCCCUGAAGGAUCUCCGACUCGUUUCUCGCAAGAAUGUAUCGAGACAGCUCGUUUUGCGAUGCAACUGCACCUCGAGUGCAUGCAAAGAAUUGCUGAAGAGGGGCGACACCUCAAGGCCGUCUACAUCCACUGGGCCAUUUUGCUGACGCCAUUUACACCCUUUUUCGUCCUUUUCUGUCAUGUAAUCGACACUUCGAGCUCUGAGGAUCUCAAGCGACUUAACGACUUUGUUGCCUCCCUUCGACCCGCCUGUGCGCUCUCAGAGCCAGUCGAGAAAUUGCACCAGCUAUGCAAUAUGUUAUACAAUGUGGCGCUCUUGUACGUGGAAACAAAGUCGCAGCAAUCGGAGGAACGCGGCCCCCUCAAUGACGAGUUCGACGUGUAUCUAAGUGCCCUGGGCUUCCCGCCAACCGAAUAUCCCAUUCCGGGUAUUGAGGCCGACAGCAUGUCCCAGCCUACUAUGCAGACUGCCCAGCUAGGAAACUGGUUCUCUGGAAGCCAGUAUAUGAUGGGGUUGCUUGAAGAGGACUUGUCUCAGUUCAGUUGA
Molecule: messenger RNA, 2013 nt
Organism: Colletotrichum karsti
Lineage: Eukaryota; Fungi; Ascomycota; Sordariomycetes; Glomerellales; Glomerellaceae
Product: fungal specific transcription factor domain protein
Exons: 7
Coding region: 1-2013 (670 amino acids)
Biological process (GO): DNA-templated transcription
Molecular function (GO): zinc ion binding; DNA binding
Source: RefSeq, a predicted model, not a curated record